Molecule: messenger RNA, 33606 nt
Organism: Xyrichtys novacula (pearly razorfish)
Lineage: Eukaryota; Metazoa; Chordata; Actinopteri; Labriformes; Labridae
Source: the annotation of a GenBank genome assembly
GUUGCAGGAUGUGGGUUGAGAUGCUGAAGUAGCAGCAGGAGGAGGUUUUCUCAGCUCUCUCGGAGAGUCCGGACCACCUGUCACUUCACCGUUUUGAGGACGAACUCAUCCAAAGAGGAGAACAGAGGCAGAGACGCGCGUAAUUUCUCUGUGCGUCUUCCCCGCGCCAUGCCUCCUUUCCUCCUCUCCCUCCUCUUCCUGUGACUACCUGUCUUUUCCUUCUUGGAUGAACUUUCUCUCCGUGAGUGGGAACGCGGCUGAGAUCAUGAAAACGACGCGGAAAUGUCGCGCGCUGCUGUCAGUGGGUCUGAACUUGGUGGCUCUCUUCUUCUCCACAACCGCCUUCAUCACCACAUACUGGUGUGAGGGCACCCAGCGCGUCCCCAAGCCCAACUGCAGCAAGCAGCGGAGACACAACUGCAUCGACUACGGCGUGAACGAGACGGACCCGAGCAAGGUGCACUACAGCUGGGAGACCGGGGACGACCGCUUCCUCUUCCGACGCUUCCACACCGGUAUCUGGUACUCCUGCGAGGAGAACAUCCACGAGGCAGGUGGGCACAGUGUCCAGGUGUCUUUCUCUUGAAACCCAAACGUGUUCAGCAGUUACUUCGCGGUUUAAGCAACAAAAACUGCAUUUUAUCAUCGAGAAAAAGAUUUAACAUAACCGUGUCCUGGACGCUCUUUGAACCAGUUUUUACUCGAAUCACGCAGAGGUUUUUUUUAACAUGUCAUUCAGCAUCUCACAGAAAGAAUCUUUAUCUCUUGUCUCCAGAUAUUUAUGCUUUAAAUCCUUUCAAUCGCAGCUCCUCUGCUUCAAUUCCUCCUGAAUGUUAACAGGUCACUCGGGUCAUUUUUACGCACGCACCAAGGACACAUCUCUACACGUAAAAUCAACAUGUUUUCCUGCGGUAGAGUAGCAUUUCUUUUUGUCCCAUUAAUAGCAGUUACAGUGAUGUUUGUAGCAAUGAAAAUCACUAGACAUGUAAAGCAGUUUCCAGGUGUAAGUUAGUAGGGUGAAAUUUAAAUCCCCUCUUGAAUCUGCAUGAAUGAAAUGACACUUCAAGGUUUUAAUCUGCUUGCUUGUCCUUAAAAUAAAAAGGCACUCUCAAACCAGUAAAAACAUAAACUGUGAUUGCAUCUUACUUUAAAUUUGAGGAUUUGCUGCUACUCUGGCUUCUUACAGAUGCCGCUUUGUGGACAGAGUGAUGUGCAAACACUUCAUAACAUUUCAGAGAUUUGUGAUAAAGCAAGAUAAUAAUCUGCAUUUUACCAACAAUUACAGAAACUGUCAUUCUAGCCCUGCUUGUAACUACUACUUAGAAACAUAGAUUUGGUUUCAACUUCAAUGUGACACAAGAGCCUCUUUCACUCAUCCACUCCUUAAACUCUGCAAAAUUUUUAAGAAAUGAGCGCCCAAAACUUUAAAAGUUAACUUAUGUCCCUUACAAGCUGAUGUCUUUCUUUGGACAGUGUUUGGGGGGCUAGGGAGGGAGGCAAACAGUGAUCCUUAAAAAUCACCAGAGUCGAUGUUUACAACAUAAUGACAGCAUCAGAAUCCAUACACGAUAAUGCAAUUUUGCAUCUAUAUGAAUAAGUGAUGUGCACAUUUAGACACUUAAAUGACUAAAAGUAGACAAUUAAAAAUGGGCUAUUGCUCCUGUUAGUAUUUGCUGUCAUAAUGCAAUCAUGCUCUGCUACUUGGAUGUAAAGAUGUAAAGAUGGACAGUUGACUUCUUGUAAUGUGCUGUUUGUCAGUAUUUUUAUUGCGGAAACUGGUGCUUAAGUUGUAUGUAGGCUUUACUGGGCCAAUGAGUAACAAUCACAGGUAUGUCAGCAUUACACUGCAAGACGGUCUGAAUGUUCAAAGCCACUGAUCUCACAUGCACUACAAACCACAUUGUUUAUACCAUCAGCAGGAUUAGCCAUGUUAAAUGCAUGAAGAGUGCUUUAGAUCUGACUUCUGCUGCCGUAAAACACAGUGCUUGGCAUCACUCAGCACCUUCCAUCACCUAUCGGCACCUUUUGGCUACUCUUGGAUUGUGAGUGGUCGUUGACUGCCCCGUGAGCUACACUCACGUUACCAUUCAUGAGUUAUAAACUGAGCAGUUCAGUUCAGUAUUUAUAAAAAUGUGAGUGCAUUCAAAGAACACAUUCAUUUUUAAUCGUUCACACACAACACUGCUCUUAAUAGUAGUAUAGCCUCUGUGUGGAACCUAUAGUUUUGGCGCCCUCAUCUUGCUGACUUUUAACAGUCAAAUUUAUCAUUUAUUGUGAUUGUUUCAUGUGAAAAAUGUAAAAGCUGUUUCUUCUACUGCUUGGCUGACACGUGCCCCAUUGCUCAAGUUUCAGGCAACAAAAGUGUUAUGAAAAUAGUCAUUCAGGUGUGUGUUGAAUUGACCAAAAUUCAGAAAAAGCAAAUAAACCAUUAGGGACCAGAUACCAAUUAAAACCAACUGAUUCACAUAAAUCUAAUACGGUGCCUUUUGUUGCCCUCUUGUCAUUUUCUGAAAGACUGUCAGUUUGCUAAGUGUUUUCUUUUGGGUGGUCGAUCAGUUGGUCAGUCGUGGUCAUAGUAAGUGAGGUGGUUGAUCCAGAAGGUGAAACAAGUUGUCUUUCACUGAAACUGCUAACCAACAUAGUCUGCAGAUUGGCAACGUCUGUCUUAUUGAACCCCAACCACUUCUAUAGGAGUAAGCAAGAUCUAUGUGUAGCAACUAAAUCUUGCAGUAUGGUCUCUGAGGCUGGUGGGGUUUGCUAAGUCAUUUCUUACUUCAGCUAUGUGGGCAGCUGUGCUAGCUUUGUUUGUUCAAAUGUGCGAACACUGCAUGUCCUCAUUCUGCAAUCGUCUGUUCUGCUAGGCAUGAUCUUAUUAUGCAGACGCAUGUGGAAGCAUAAGUUGUGUUUUGAUCGUUUUCUGCAAAAUGAGUGACACACUACAUAUGACCAUUUUGCACUCGGUUUAAACAAUCAAACAAACAAGUUAUUAACUACAACAACACAUAGCGUACACUCCAACUGGUCAACAUCAUCACCCUCUUGCCCCUGCACUAGUGAGAAUUUUGCCAUGGGGCUGUCAGCUAUAUGAUGGGUUGUAUUCCUGCAGGAGCUAUGAAGAAAUAACAGCUAUAACCCUGCAUCUGAAGUAUAUAGCAGCAUUUCAGCUGUGUUCAGAGAGGUUUUUAGCAGAAUUCAAAUUCCAACACAACUUAAGAUGCUAUAAAAGAUGAAAGAAAAAGUAACCAAAUCACAACCUGAAGUUUCUUUUCAGGUUAAAAAUUUGUUAAGGAGUUUUGACUUAUUCAGGUGGUUUCUAAAGCACCCUCUUGUAUGUUGGAUGUGCUCUAAACAGAGCACUGCACUGAGCCGAGCCUUGAACCGAUCGUCCUUGGAGUGAAACAAGAGGCAGGGCAGAUUUAUUACUGAAGCACAUUCUAACACAGAGUCAAUUCAGAGUGUUUUUACAAAGGCAAAGAUGUGCUCUGAAAACAGCAAUGAGGGACAAAAAGAGGUGAUAACCAGAAUAAAUGUGAUUAAAAUUGAAUACACAGGAAUGUUAAGGGAAAAAAUAUAGUUACAGAGUAUUUUCAAAAUGUUAGGGGACCCAGAUGUCACAAGAUAUUAAAGUGUAAGGGAAAGAAGACAAUAAAAAGUGUUGGUAUGCCUGAAGUCGCAGCUAAAUUGUUAGUUAGCAAUUAUUAUCUAGUGUUUAUUUUCGUUGUAAAGACAUCAGAACAUGAAAGACUGUGGACAUUUUGUCUUAUUUAUGUCAAUUUCUGGUUCUUUUACAGCAGAAAUGAUUUGCCAAGCUUAUAUUUGGAUCUCAAAAAAAGAAAAUUUCACAAAUCUCUUUUGAGUUUGUUGUGCAUUCAGCCUUGCACAGUUUGUGCCCAGUCUGUGACCUUUCAUUCGGAGUCAUUUCUUUCAGUCAUUUCUCUCCUACAAACCCCUAAUUCAAAGCAUCAAGUGGUGAAAAAUGAAAGGGUUUAAUGCACUAAAUCCUCACAGGUGUUGUCGCUUGUGAAAUGACAGAUUGCAUGUCUUCUCCAUUGGUGUGUGUACACAUGAUGCCCGUUUUACACCCCAGUUUUCCUCAUUGAAUAAAGUGAACUCCCAGUGAACUCCCACUGGAAACACUCCAAAACCAGACCCCCACAGUACUGGAUUUGUCCUGCUCUCGUGCGAUACCACUUUCAUUUCAAUUCAGCUAACAGAACAGCCCAUGGAGCAUUCGCUGACUUGAAUCAAUAAGUUGUACUUGAAGAACAUAAUGCUAAUACGUAAUAGCAUGGGAUAUGGCGUAUAAACAGUGACAGAUGAUAAUUAACAUGGAAAAUAGCUCUCUGGGGCUGAUUCCCUGAUAACAAAGGUGCUGCUGUGUCUCUGAGAGGCAGUGUGGCCAAUCGCAUCAGCUUACUGACUGGAGGAUAAUUAUCAUGUGAUGAAAAAUGCAGUUUGAAGUACAUUAAGCACACCUUGUUACAUCUUUUCUUGAUUAAAAGGAGAUCAACCACCACUCUCAUUAUAACUCUGCAAAGCUAUUUCUGGUUUUAAUUUAUAGCAUCUCACUCUUGAAAUUAUGGUCAGUCUCAGAAAAUAAUAUUCUCAUUACCAAUCUUAAACUCUAAAUUUGCAAUCUUAGCCUUUCAGUGGAAAAAUAAAACACUUUUCAACAACUUGGGAACUAAGGUUGACAAGUUUCUUUACUUUCAAUGUUAGGUGAUUCAAAACAAUUCAUUAAUUUAAGCUUUGAAAUGAUCAAAGGCACCCAAAAAAAUCCAAACUACUAACUAUACCAACUCCUCUGUUAGUGAAAGAGAGAGAGGGAGAUCAAGCGAGAGACAGAGACAAAGCCCAGCAGGGAUUAAUCAAUAAAGUUUGUCAAAGAGAGAGCUCAGGUGGAGAACAAAGUCAUGAAACUAUUAAGAAUAGUUUAUUUCAUGGACUGUGUGAUAGAUAGACUUAGUCUUGGUGGUGUCACGCAUGUGUUUCUGAAGCAGAGUUUUGAGGCUAUUAGUGACGGUUGCCAUGCUGGUAAUGCUGACUCAACCUAACUUUCUGUCCACCUACCAGGUUGACCAGUCCUUCAGCCUCUUCUCAAACAGCUACAGCAUUCCCGUCUGUCAGUCAAGUCAGUCGUGCUUCUAAUUAGCCAGCCUCCUAACCUGAAUAUCUAUCAAACAAACUUACAACAACAACAAAAAAAGAACUGCAUGCAAAGUCAGAAAUAAGCAGUUGAGACUAAACCCGUUUUUUGAACCAGUCUGUAUGUUUGACAAAUGUGUUUAUUUUAGCAAAAACAAAUUUCUUUUUUUGAUGAGUGUUUAAUGGUCUCUGGUGCAUCUGCAGUCAGCCUCCAGUGGACACUUGGGGAACUGCAGUUUUUAACACUUCCUCAUUAGCUUUAUUUCUCAAGACUGGAGAUUGCCGCUUUGUUAUUUUCUAAAUGUGUCAGAUGGGUUGUACUACAGCGUGACAAUCUGGAGAUGCUACAUCAAGUUUAGGGGUUUGACCUUUCACUUUUUGCAGAUGGACAUUGUCUUAAUAUUUCCUUGGUCAUUCUUGGUGUACCCAAAAUGCUUCCAUUGCCAGCUGUACCUGUUUCUUUAGUGAAUACAAAACUUUACUGCUUGGUCCAUCUGUUAUGGUUAAGCUAAUGUAGUGUAACUCAUGUCUCUUGGACUGCUGCACAGCAGACAUCAGAUAGUUAUAGUCUGCGUAAAUUGAAACAAUGCUUAAAUAAAUGUGCCUCUCUGCCUCUUUUUUUGAGAGUGACAGAGGCAACAUUUGGUGUUGUGGAGCCUUCACUUUUAGAUAAGCUCAAUAUUUUGGGCACAGUUGAUAGUGAUAGUUGUAAAUUGUUAGAGUCCAUAGACAACGCAGAAUUUGACUCAAACUAUCAUUUCCUUAUUGGAGCUUUAAGUUGUUCUGCAUUAUUAGGAAAGUGGCUGAUUUGACUGAUGGAGUGUUGAGUAACAGCUAUUAAUAUAUAAUAAUGACAAAACUAUUAAUAUAAUAAAUCUCAACACUUUUUUCAGAUAACAUGGUUCUUUUGGCCCCUGAUAGUCAAAACCACACACCUAUAUUCUCUUUAAAUUUGUAUUAAAUCACUGCCAACUUGUUCCAAAAGUUCUGGGUAAAUAAGCCGCGUCACGACAUGAAAAUUUAUUGAAACUGUAAAUAAAUGUUGUCAGGGGAAAGGCUUCUGAGAUUUAGAGGUGAAAAAAAAUGAGGGUUUGCUUCAGGGCGCUGACACAUCCAGGGUCGCCGCAGGGUUUAAAUACACAAUAUGAUCUUAUUUAAGACGGUGCAUCAUCUGUCAGCAUCCCACUUUCUGUCAUGGUGGAGAAUAUUUGAGCAUUUCUCACUGUAGUAAAACACAAACUGACAGCACACAUUUAGCUGGGAUUUAUACUUUCUGUGUUUUCAUUCUGCUGCCUUCACAUGUCCAGAAACAGACGUCCACCUCCUGAGCCGUCACAGGUUCAAAUAAAAACACACUGUCAUGGUCACUUCAGUGAGGCUUACUAACUUCAUUACAUCACUACAAUCUGGCAGGACUAUUGAAGAGACACGUAAGCAGCUCAGUUUGAUACUGUUUAAACAGCAGUAAUGAGAACAGAGUCUGGUGCUCCAAGAACAGGCUUUAAGUCUGCACAAAGUUCACUUCACAUCAAACAUGGCUGUCUGUCAACUCCAGCAAAUUCAUCGAUGUUUCUGCAGCUCUUCAGGCUAGUGCAAGUUCAUUUUAACCCAUAAGUGGCUGAGCUAUAAAGAGGCAGAGAGGUGGAGGCCAGUUUCUAGCCUCCUCACAAACAGCUACAAUGUCCCCAUCAGUCAAGUCAGUCAGGCUUCAGAUUCGCUCAACUCAUGACCUUGAUAUCUUUGAUAUCAACGUGUAACAUAAUAUGUAUUUCCCAUACAGUAUGGGGAGUAGAAGAUAGGAGCUACUCAGAGAAAAAUGUCUUUAGAACGGCGCCCCAAAUAUGUUUAUUUUUGCUGUAAAGAUAGGCUUUUUUAAAUGAGAGUGUAUGUGAUUUCUGGUGCUUCAGCCGCCAGCCUCAAGUGGACACUCAAGGAACUGCAGUUUCUAGCACUCCUAAAUUAGCUUCAAUGCUCAAGACCUGAGAUUGCUGCUUGUUGUUUACAUUUACUGAGUGCCAGAGAGAGAGGAACUGGUGAGCACUUUUUAUCCAGGGAGGAGCCUUUGUUUGUCACCCUCCUACAAUUGUUUUCUUGUUGAGGGUUUUCUUUUUCACCUCUUUUUCCUCAGCAUGUUUUGGACUACUGGGAUUAUACUGUUUGUGUGAGUUUGAGGUGGUGCCAGUCCAGUUAUUGAUCUUAUGUCUUUGGGUAGUUUGAAUUCUUUAAUUAGGCAGCGGUGCGAGGAGCAAUGGUCCACUGCUGGCCCAGAACAUUGGUUCAUUUUUCAUGUGGUUUUAUUUUCCAAGUUUUUGGUAUUUUUGGGUUACACAUCCAUUACAAUAGAACUUUAUUGUGAAAGCUGUUGUGUGGCAAUUUCCAAUAUGGCACCCACCAUUGCUGGGCUUGGAAACUGCUCUUCAGAGACCAAUGGAUGAUUUUAUUAUGUGUACAUCUUUAUUUUAUAUGGUCUGUGGUAAAUUAAGCAUUUCUUGAACUGGACUCUAGAUAUGUCAUAUUCUUUGGUAAAGUCAUAUAUUUUAAAUGGGGCUCUAUAGGGAUUGGAUCACUUUUGUAACCAGCCCCUAGUAGCCAGUUAAAGAACUGCAGUUUUUAGGGAUUGUGUUUAUGUUUCCUCUUGUGUGAUUGAUUGGGUCAGUGGGUCAAUCCUGACACGAGCUGCUUCUCCCCCACACACCUAAAACCUUGAGCACUGUAGGGUGGGCAGCAUUGUGGGUAAUGAUAGCAUAGGCACUAAGCUGAUACCAAAGAUGAUUGCACCAAAUAAAUGAUCACAUCCUUGUUUGAUCUACACAAUUUCUGAGCCUUCUUUAAUUAAAGCUCUACUUGAGUAGAAAUAAAUCAAGGUGCAUAAAAGGAGACUGCAGAUAAAUAGCUUCUUUCUUACUCAGAUUAAUGUGAUGCGGCUGAAUGAGGCACACAGUGCUAAAACUUUCAAAGUUAUGGUACGUUAGCUGUUGCUUCACAAAGCCAUUCAUACUCAUUACAGCUGCAAUUAGCCUUGAAUGGCAUCAGAUCACCCAUUAAACAGACUGCUGAGCUGCUGGGAACAAUGAGUAAGUGGUGUAUAAGUGAACCAAAAAUAGCCCACAAAUAAAUUUGAAACCACCUGCAGCCUCUUUAAAUUAAUUUUUCCCGCUACAACCCAGACGUGGAGAAUGAUAACUGGGAUUUUCAAGGUAAUUGACAUGUUUGAGCACUGUUGUCUCCUAUGUGCAGCAGGUAGGAGUAGGAAUACUGAUUGUGCUGUUAGUUAGUCCUGUCGGCAGGUCACGGAUGAGCCCGCUCGCUCCUUAAUUACAUUUUAGAUUCAUGUCCUAAUCAGACGCCGAGCCGCUCACCUUUGAGCUGUGGCACGCUUUCACUGCAGCUCAACAAGUCAUGAACGCAUUUUUCUGCCACUAAACUCGGUCUCUCCACUUCCCUGGGGUUUUGACCUUGGAAAAUAUGAAUCAUAACUACCCAAGAAGAGUUUCUCUGCUGUGUUUAUAAAAUAAUAUGCUGCAUUUUAAACAGUGACUCACUUACAAACUUUAAAGCAACAGUAAUGUUAUUUUGGUUUAGUUAUGUUAAAGUUUGUCCAGCAAAUGAAGGCAUGGUCAAAAUACAAAGCUGAGACAAGCAGAGAGAUGAAAAAUUAUGGCUGAUUCAUAAUGUGGGCAAAUAGAGCACAGCCAUUAAAUUAUCUUACAUUAUCUUUACAUUUCCUUGUUUGUCUUAAAUUCUAUUGCCACCCUCUGUUACAAUAAUUUCAUCAUCCAGCCUUGAGUUCAACUCUCUGCUCCUGGGAGCUGGAUCAAAUGGGUUUGUUCAUGUGGAAAUGAGAGCGAGCAGAGCAGGAAGGUUAAAGGGUCAGAUCAUCUCCCCACUGAUGGAACCAUCAAACACAUGAUAUGACAGGUGGUGUAUGUUUGCAAUGCCCACCCCCACCAGUUUGUGGAAGGGACUAAAUUCAGUUUGAUUUAAAUAAAGACAAAUCUCACCGAGGGAACCUUCAAAAUGCAUCACAUAAAGAAUGGAUUCAAGACAGUGUUGCCAAUAGCCUUGCAGUUAAAGCACACCCCACAUUUGAUACCUUCAAGCCAGUUUGGAUGAUUGGGAAUGCCAAUUUUGGCCCAUAUGUCCAGUUUAAAUUUCAUUUUCUGGAGCAGAUAUUGAACUAUAAAGCUGUAGUAAACUAAUAAUGGCACUAAAAAUGUCAAUACAAAGAGAGAGUAAAAUAUUUUUUCCAAAAUUUUCAGAUUGACUUUUUUUUUUUUUAUUGUGCUAGUGUAACUUCUUGAAACUGUUUUGUUGUAGUCUCUUUCAAACUUGUGAGUUUAACUGAACACCUACUAACAUAGAUGUGUUGCGUUCGGCUGAAUUAAUGCACAUUCAUGCACCUGUGCACAAAAGGCAGACACAGAUGGUGAACGACAGUGACGCUGCAGUUUUGACCUGGAAAUAACUUUCACUCCACUCGUCUUUCGGCCCCAAAAACUUAAUCAUCCUCAGUAACCGGAAGCAGACAGCGUCUUCAUCUGUUGUUUGGUGGUGGAGGUGUGAGCUGGCGGGAGUAUGUCUGUUUGUGUCUGUGUGCGGGGGAGGUUAUACGGCUGUGUGAGGGUGCUGGUGGUCAUGCUGGUUAUGGAUGGGGCUGCUUGCUGCCUGAGACACUGCAGAGGCUGAGUUAUGGCUCAUGUUGUGGCUGCUGAUCUGUGACCUGCAGGGUCCCACCGAGCUCUGAUCAACUCUCUGCAGCCUGAAUGUGCAGGAGAGCAAAGAUGAUACUGCAAAAACACUCCUGACAUGAAUAAUACACUUAUAAUAUGUGAGGAAAAAUACUGUAAAAUCCCUAUGAAGUAAAACCAUUCCAAUAUAAAUGUUCACAACAUUAAGGUGACAAAAUAGGCUCAAUCUUAUUUAAACUUUGGUAUAGUAACUGUAGAGUAGCUCUAUAACCUCAUGGUUUAAAGGUCACGGCUACUUUUAAACAUUUUGAUUCACAAAUAUCUGUAAUAGACAUUAAAGGUUAAGUUAUGCCUGAGUUUGUAAGAAAAAGUCACAGGUACAUUUCAAAGGAGACCUUUUGAAAGCUUAGCUUUAGGCCUAUGUCACACAUCUCCUCCUUCUUCUUUAUUCUCCAUUUCAAGCUAUACUUCUUAGGCUUAAUGCAUUUAUUCAAAGAGGAUAGGACAGAGUGAAUAGAGCAGGGAACCUGUAGAGAGAGAGUGGGAGUGAGAAGCAGGAAAGAAGCUGCGGGUUGGAAUCUAACCCAGUGCAUUAACUCAGCAGACUCAGGGCCAAACCAGAAACCCCACUCUCCUUUUCCUUGUUAUAAAGGAAAAUCCUUGUCAUAUUUAACAAUGUUCCAAAGCAACUAACUGCCUCAUGCAAACAGAAAUUUACUUUUUAAAUAUCUAAGUGGUCUAAAAGUGAGAAAGUACUCAGAAAAUAUUGUGCUAAAUUUUUGUAACAAAGCUAAACACAGGAUCAGAGUCUGCAGGCAGUUUAUGUCAAAUUGGAUUACUAACUGUGGCUAACAUUAGCAGAACUAGCACCACCAGCCUUCAGUCCUCCUUGCAGGUUAACACCCACAUAACGGCUACACAUUGCUCUGGUCAAGUGAUUUCACCAGACAGUCUGCAUACAAUUUUAUCUCUUAAAAAUACGAAAUAAUUAAAUAAAUAAAAAAACACUGUGAUAUGAGAUGCAAUCUGAUGUUAUAGCAGCAGUCAUUAACCAGAACUACAGCUCUAGCUAGUUGAGGGUAGCUACACUUCAGCUCAAGGUUUAUUUAUGCAGUACAUCAUCUAGAAUAUGGUUAGAAGGCUCCAGCCACAUUCUGUGUUGAUUUUGUUUGUAUAUCUACAUGUCUCCUGCAAGUUUGCAGAUAUGGGCCAAAUAUUACUGUGCCACCGAAGGAUCAUGGGUGCAAAAAAGCCAACAGUUGAAACCAAAGACAGAACAAAUUUGUUAAAAAAAAAUCCAGAUCUCUCGCUCCAUGUUGUGAAGUAUCUAAUGACUUUACAGACCUUAACAAAUAUAUUAUAUCUUCUCCAUCACUGUCACCAUGUUUGGUUCUGUCAUAAACUUCUGCCCUUUAUUCUUUUUGGGGUAACUUUUGAGUCUGAGUGGCACUCUCCAGUCAAACUUGAUGUCCAUUCAAACACAAAAGGACGCAUAGAUAAGGUUCUUGUAAUGGAUGGGGAAGGGGAGCAUAAAUAAAAAACACUGCAUUAUGUGAUGCCAUCUGUGAUCUGUACUUCUUUACAUCCAGGUAGUAGAGAGAUAGGGCAUUAUGACCGUAGGUAAUAACUAGAGUCACAGCCCUGGUAGGUGGAGGAUUGUCCCUAGGGGGCAAUUGGAGAGAUUUAAGAUAAGCAUGAAAGCCUUUUUUGGUGUUGCCACUGACAAGCACGCAUCAAGUUGAACUGAUAAGAUUGACCUGGACUGGAAGUCAAACAUGGGAAUGACACAAUGUUCAUGUUUUUCACUUAUAAGGAUAAUGUGUUUGAACACAACUCAAGAAUUUCUUUUAGAGAUAAGUAGAAAAAGGUUUUUCUGUUUCGGGGGCAGGUGUGUAGGAAAGGGGGUAGAUGUUCAAAAACGAAGGAAGAAUCACACACACCGUCCAACUUGCAAGUAAAAACAUUAAUUGGUGGCAAAGUUUCGGUCUCAGACCUUAAUUAGGCAAACCUGAAGUUCUUUUCAGAGGUAAGUAAAAUGUAUUACAAGUUUCUUUCAAUAUAAACAUUCCUAGUCUUAAACUGCCCUGACACUUCAAUUGUUUUUGUAAAUAAUGAUAGGUUUUCUAACUGAUACUCUGGAGAAUUAAUACUUCUAAUUCAGUCCCUUUCUCAUGCGGAAUUUUCUUAUGUAACUCUGUACUUUUUAAUGAUCAGUCUGACUGCAGCAACACUUCAUAAUGUGUUUCUUCCUGUGUCACCGGCUCCCUGCCUGAUGCCCUUUUAGCUUGAAUUGUUGGUUUGAUGCAGUGACACUAAUGCUCAUUUUAUCCUUUCUCUGCCCUCUUUACAUUCAUUUUCAUCCUUUCAUCUUUUUCUGCUUCUCAUUAAUCACCUAAUUUGCUCCACCUCUCCUUUUUCUUCUUCUCCCUUCCUUUUCUCACACCUCCUCUCGGCUUCUGUCCCAGCUCAUUUCACCUUGCGUUCUUCACCUCUUUUUCCUCUAUACAUUCUUCUCUACUUCCCCCCUAACUCCCCACCCCCUCCUCUCGCCCCUCUCAGGUGAGAAGUGUCGGAGCUUCAUUGAUCUCGCCCCAGCGUCUGAGAGAGGUGAGUAAUGACAGUCAUUAGGCUUCUUCACCACUCCCUGCCGCUCCCCACCUGUUCUACAGGCCCAGAGAAACCGGGAGAAAAACAAAAAAUACAUACAUGGGUUGUUUCUGAGCGUUAGGAAUUCCCAGAAGCCUUUUUUGUCCAUAUUUAUCAUCAUACAGACACAUUUAUCAGAUAAAAUGAAAUGAGGUAUUAAUUUCAAGGCAUGGAUUCUGUACAGGGAGCUUUGCUUUUGUUGUGCGACUCAGAGAGAGAAUAUGAAAUAUGGGACACCACAAAUUUAAAGGGAUAUUCCGGCGUAAAAUUAAGUUAGGGUCAAACACACUAAACAACGAGUUAGACACCCCAUUGAGAGAUGAAUGUUGCCGACCACUUGCUUCUCUAGUUAUACCAGCUUCAGCAACGACCGCAGGAUAGUAAUACACAACGGGCUCAGGAGCCUAGAGCUCAACCAAAAUGCCACUCUAUAGCCACAAAUAAUGCUCAGAACAGCACCUAACUUCACCCACAGUACGUAUAGGGUCCUAGCCACAGCACUAGCCACCAAACACCUUUUAGCUUUGCUUGGUUUCUUUAGCAAAGAGACUUAACACAACUCACCCACUCUCUUCCAGCAGCCGCUUGUUUGUACGGAGACCUGAGGCAAGUCCAUUACGGACUACAGCGGGGUGAUGCAUCUCAAGGAAGAACAUUUACGAUACCUUCUUUAUGGAAAUGCAAUCAGACCGAGACGCUAAGGCAAAGGAAUCAUCCUGCAGUGCAAAAUGAUUAAUAUGAUGAUUAUUACUUCAAGGAAAUGAUAAAGUAAUGAUCAUAAAUGUUCUUCCUGGAGCUGCGUCACCCCGCUGUAGUCGGUGAUAGACUGUGGUUAGUGCUGUGGCUGGGACCCUAUAUGUAUCGUUGAUGAAGUUAGGUGCUGUUCUGAGCAUUAUUUGAGGCUAUAGAGUGGCGUUUUUGUGGAGCAUGUGGCUCUUUUUAUUGCUAUCUGCAGUCAUUACUGAAGUUGGUAUCACUAGAGAAGCAAGCGGUUGGCGACAUUCAUCUCUUGACGGGGUGUCUAACUAGGUGUUACGGUGUGUUUGACCUUAACUUAGUUUUGCGCUGGAAUAUCUCUUUAAAACUAACUACCUGCUCACUAUUCAAAUAUUCUCUUUAUCCCUUGAACUUAACACGUUUAUCAUUCACCAUGUUACACCUACAUGCACAGAUGAGGAAUAUGUUGUAUGAAUAAUAAGCUCAAAUAGAAACUCCUUUUACACCCCUUUUCUCCUGGAUAACACCUGUACGUAGUGCCAGAUUACCUAUUUCAGAAAGGAACAAUAAUUGAUUGAACACAACCUGAGGUUGUACUUUAAAACUGUGGUUUAAGAUGCAUUCAAAAGAUUUUAUAACCAUUUUAUUUGAAGCUUCCCAAAGCCUUCACCAUGAUUAUGUUGACAGAGGAGGGUGUAGAGGGAAAGUGACAUUUAUUAAUUGAUAUGAAACAAGCUCCGUCCUGUCUGCUGUGGUGUCAGCUGUGAUUUAUGGAAGUAAUAGCAGCCAGUAGACUCUGGAAAAAUAAGGCCAAUGCUGUAUUUUCACAUUAAAAUUAAGCAGAUUUUGAGUGAGUUACAUGAAAAAGAAAUUGUUGUACUUUUCCACAAACAACAUGCUGAACAAAGAGAGAGGUUAACCUUAUCAGAGGCCAGUAAAUCAGACUUUGUCACUGCUGUUUCAGGCUGUGUUUCCAUCCCAUCAUUAAUUAAUUGACUUCCUCUUGUGUCAGCUGAAAGGGCGUUUGCAUUUUUCUAUCAAAGCUGAAAUACAGUUUUAACAUUUUACUGUUGUGUCUGAGGUUGUAAGUUUUAUAAAUUUGUGAGUCCAACAUUAUGAUGAUAUAAACAUCUUUCUAACUGACAAACUAUAAGAGAUAAAGAACAUCUGGACAGAUUUUAAGCAAUGACUACAAGUCCAAUUGGUAAGUCAGAAACUUCAAAAGACUGCACAAAUUGAUCAUGCAUCUUCGCCAUCUUUUGUUGCUGCAGGAACCCUACUUGUCACCACAGCGGUCAGUCAUGGUGUUGUGUUCCUCUUUAAUCAAUGGUAUCAUAAGUCGCAUCAUUAAAAAGUGACAGGAAAAAGUGCAGUGCUAUAAAAAAAGGAAAACUUUUUUCCAAUUGAAAGAGCUGAAAACUAGUGACUAAAACUCGUUUGAAGUUUGACCAAAAUCCUAUAUGUUUACAUGGAUGAUGCAGACUGUAAGACUCAUUCUCUCCAGCCAGUUGGGGAGCUCCAAAUGUUUUGGCUACCUUGUUGGAAAGCAGACAUGUCAUUUUUAUUUUAUACAGUUGCUGUCAAUCAACCAUGCAGCAACAUCAGGUGGUGAUAAUUAAAUCAAGACAGUUACACAAGUGUCCACUUGAGGCUGGCUCCAAAAGCCAAGGAAAAACCCAUUAGGCCUCGUGCACAAGUGGUUAACCUUACAGAAAAUUUAAACAUGUCUAAAGCCUGGUACAAAGUAUUACUGUGGUCUACACAGCUCAUUUCUGGUUCAAACCAUUCAAACUACGGUUAUUACAAACUGUUCAAUCAUAUCUGUUUUAGCUUUAUUAAGUGAAGAGUUACACGUAGAUUUACAUAAUUAGCAUCUCCGAAGGUUGUUUAGCUGGUAAGCACAUAGUAGCUGUUUGCCAGAAGGCUCAAGGCCUCCACCAGCUUCACUGUUUUUAAUGUUUCUAGCUCAAUUGAAAGCAGUAAAUUUAUUCAGCAUUUGCAUUAAGGUGAUUACCAUUGUCGGACUUUGCCACACCUCUUCAGAAACCAGUUACUACGUUUACAUGCUCGGUCAAGGCAAGCUACAGUCCUAGCUUGGUUCGUUGAUUACACAGGACUACUGUCCUUGUUCCUGUUUACAUGUACUGGGCAAGAACAGAAUUGUUGACAGCACAUUUGCCUCAGUAGGUGGUGACAUGCUCAUUACCAUUAUGCCAUCUCUCAAGUGACAUAUUGCAUAUUAAAACAGCCAACUGAAUGCAUUAGCAAGAGGCUAACGGGAUCUACAUCGAAUGAUGAAAACACUGUCACUUUUACAGCUCUGUGCCGUUGGUAUGGGGCAAGGUUUUUUUCCUACCUGAAUUCCUGGCAGCACAUCUGCACUGUUCAAUUUCCAGUUUAGAGUCUGGUGUGCAAACUCUAGGCAUAUGCAGAACGCAUCAGCUGGUUUCAGUUGGAUUGAGCAGUAUACAUAGAUAUGAAAAUGAACACCCAACUGCAUUACACAGGUAUGUCGGUCAAGCUAUGAGAAGUUUGAUUUGGUGCGAUUUCGGUCGACUAAUGUGUUCAGAUGGUUUUUAAAAGUCCAGUUUCAGUCAAAAUUGAUUUUUUAAACUUCAUACUGAGAGAGUGACGUCACUGAGGCUGUAUUUGAUAGAGUCUAUGCUUUGCUAAGCAGCUAACAUUAGUAUUCUGACCCUUACUGGCCAAAUUUGAUGCUUGCCAGGAAAAGGUCAACAUAAUAGAAGGUGUACAUUUGUAACUUAAGCACUCUAACUCCCAGAAGUUAUUCUGUCAUAUAGGAAGUAGUUAAAUGCUAACAUUCAGUGUUGUCGUAUAGUAGCUCAUGGGUUGCAGAAUAUAUCAUUUUAAAAUACACAGGAGAAUAACAAAACAGCAUUUGAGUUCCUAACUUUAUGGUGUUAGAGGAAAAAAAAAAAAAGCACUGUGAAUUUGAAUUAACUUAAAAAAUGUUCGGGUUUUGCCUUUUAUUUUUUCUUCGGGUGUUUUCAACAUGAUCCCUUCUUGAGAACACUUAUCAGGUGCUUGUUAAUGAGAGACUAUCUGAGAAGUCUCCUCCAGGUUCCUUCAAACUGCAGAUAAGAGCAGUUAUUUCUAACAGCGCAUGGUGUUUAUAUCCUGAGGCGCAUAAAAAGAAUAUUUUAACGUCCAGAAGAAAGGGAAUAUCUUGGUGCAUGUGGGUGUAGCCUCUAAUUCGCUGUUUCAUGCAGAGUAGGUGGUUAAUAAUGGAAGUUCUGUGAUGGUUUCAUCUGUUAAUGCCAUCUGGAAGAAGAGCAUGAUGCAGCACAGAGCAGUGGUGAAUGAUGGGAUGUACUGAGCAGGGCGACCUUGCUUCUCAUACAAGGAUACAAUAUGUAAAUCUGCCUUCUUAUGAGCUGUACAUGUUCACUGCUGUGUUUUUGUAACUCACAGAUGUUUCUCAGUGAGAUGCAGGUUUGUGCUUAAUGAAAAUAACUGAUUAAAAGAAAACAUCAGAGAGCCAGGGUGUUGUCCUUCUGCAGAACACAAAAACCUGAGAAAUUACCCUCAACCAAAUUUUGUACACUAUCAAGCAUAUCAAACAUCACAACACUUUUACUUUUUAUUAAUUAGUUUAAAGUUUUCAUUUUGGUCUGUUAAGGAAACAAAAAGGGAAGAUUACUAAAUACUUGACUCAAAGGGAGACCAUACCAGAAGGUUAGUUUCCAACAAAAAACAUUUUAUUUACAAAUACAGUCAAAAAUUAAAAAUAACUUAUUUGUUUGAUUAAUCUCUAAGCUAUUUGAAAUAUUAAAGUUUUAACAAAACUUACUUUCUGCAGCACUUAUCUGAUCACUUUAUUGUGUUUCUUUUGCUCCAGUUUGUUUUCCUGUGUGCCACCAUGCUUUACAUAUGACAUGCACAGACACCCCAUUUCAGGACUAUGUGAAGACACUGAUCCUCUACUGGCACAAGUGUCUACUUGGACUUGAAGGUUAACUGAUUAUAUUUGAUUCGUAUUGCAAUCUCUUUAAAGUUUAAAAGGUCAAAACUGAACUCUUUCAGGUCAGCUAUUUUUGAGCUACUAUACACAAUAUCUCAAAGGCUAGUGGUGUAGUAGACAUACAGUAAGUGUGACCCACUCUCUAGUAUAACUUGCAAAGAGGUGUUCUUUUGCACUACCAUAUUUAUUUAGAAGCAGGCCCUCCAAGAGGUGAAUGACUGCUGCCAAGCAUAUUGGGAGCAUAGCAAAGUAGAGGCUUAAGAGAAAAAAAAAAACAGCACACUAUGAAGUAGUUAGUAACAGUUUCUGCUCUCUUCACAGUCACAGUCCUGUCGAAAAUAAAAGUAUAAAUGUCAAAACAAGCUCAGGAAAUGCUCAAGACACCUCUGUGAAUGACUGUCAAGCCCAUAUUUGCUUUAUCCCUGGAUCGUGUACUUUUUACAAGUGCUUUUACAAAAACGGCUCUUGUUCUGAUUCUGUCGGGAAGUUGUAAUGCCAGUUUAUCCUCAUGUAAAUUUAUUUAACGAGAAAAGCUUCAAUGAGACUGAAAUGUCUUUUACAACAAUGCCCUGGCCAAGAUCAGCAGCUGAGGCACGUUUAACUUAAACCCAGCACUUAAUCAAUCCAUCAAUAUUCCUCUCAUGGAGGUUUCCCUGUGGGUCUGAAUCUUAUGAAAUCUCCUCUCGACAUGAAAUGUUUUGAAAGAUGAUGAAAGAUGAAAAUGUAUAAUGUAUUACUGUUGACAGCACGCACCACUGGCCGACUUAUCAUGUAGACACACCCACACAUACACACACUUGAAGUAAUUAAAGAUGUAAUUAUGUGAGAUGAGGUUCGAUGAGCUCCUUCCUUCCUGUUAUCAGCGCUGCAGGUUGAAUUCCCCUCAGUGCAGUCUUUAAUUUGAUGAAGCCCAGAACUGCUGCUUCAUAUACACCCAUACACAUCUAUUACACUGAAAAAAAUAUUAUCAGUACUGUUGCAAUUGGAGUUUCCCUCACGGGCUUUUUUAACCCUUAAGGUAGAUUUUGUGGACUGACUGGAGGUCUCAUUUCAAGGUAGUCCAUCCUAUAGUUAUGGAGAUAUCUAAGUUUGGACCAAAAUGUCCAACAUUCACUGAGCAGAAAGCAGCACCAUAAGAAAAUACUACAGAGUUUACAGACAGCAUUUGUCACUGUGAAGGUUUCAGCUGCUAAAACUGCAGUUUUGUGGUUUCUCCUUCAAAUGCUCGAUCUGAGCAGUAUCUCAUUUGUUUCUCACCUCAGCAUCAUUAAGUGGUUACUGCUGUUUUGAUCGCUAAUGCCUCCAGAGGAUUCUUUUGUCUUUCUUUCUCUCAUAUCGGUUUUUAUCUCUAGUCUUAAAUUUCCUGCACCUUAUUUUUUUUUUGGUGUCAUUUUAAAAUCCACAUAUUCCAGAGUUCUUUUUUGCCACUGGUUGUUGUACUACUUUGUGCUUCACUUUGCCUCUUUGUGUUUUAUCACUUUUUUCAUCUCUACUUAAUGUUUCGCCUCUGUGCAGCUCAGAUGUUUUGUGUUUCUCCAUUUUAUGCUUAGCCCCUUUUUGUUGUAAUUUCACUUCUUUUUCUUGCGCCAUUUUGUAUUGGCCACUUUGUGUUUGACCACUUUUAUGUCCUAACACUUUUUGCAUCUCCACUUAGCGUUUUAGCUACAUUGUGUUUUUCUGCCACUUUGUGUUUCACGACUUGUUGUAAUGCCAUCGAAUGUUUGGCCACUUUUUGUUGACAUUUUAUUUGAGACUGUGUUUUAACUGUUUGUUUUUUUUACCACUUAAGACUUUGCCACUAUAUACAUAUAUUACCACCUUUUGUUUCCCCACUAAAUGUUUUGGUUCUUCUGGUUUAACUACUUUGAUUUUCCUUUCUGGUUUUGACUGUUUUGUGUUUUGCUUUUUUAAUUUCACCUCUUGGUUUACAGUUGAUUACCUUACUUCACGCCAUGUGACAUCUUCAGAUAUGAGUCUUAGUUGUGUUGAAUGUUCGUAAAAUCAAAGAGUGGCCCCAAUUACGUUGCAUCAGUGUAGAGUAGAAAGUCCUUGUUUCCUCCUUGUCAUUGCUAUCAAUCACUUCUGGAAGAAAUCACCAGUGAUUUCUAUAAUGAAAAUGGUUACACAAAAUCUAUUUUCUUGUCAACCAUUUUAUUUUUCCAUUAAAUUCAAUCCUUAAUGUAAAAUCAGAUAUCUAGACUUUGGAUAUGACAGUGCCUGGCAUGGUCCAUGAAAACUUUUGCAAUAAAUUAACAUAAAGUUGUGGGUGUUGAGGGAACAAGUUGUUCCCCUCCAAUCGUGAUACUUAAAUUGAAAACUCAGCCUCAAGUUUAUUCUUCCAACUCAUCUACAUCCUCAACAGAGCAGAGCAGAGCAGAUAAUCCUGUUUAAUGCUGGUGUUGUGAGCUUCAGUGAUUCAAGAGGAGCUUCUGCCUUUCAGAAAUUACAAAUGUAGGGAGCAUUGGAGAGAAAAGUCUGGAAGUUAGAGAGGAUCCUAAGGGUCGUUUUCAGUUGCAGGAUGACAACUCGUGUCUGCUUUAAAAAUGUUCACAUUGCCGGGCGUGAAGAAGCACAGUAGAGUUGUAAAACCUGUUCAUCAUCCUGCAUAAUAUCUCUCUCUGCUGUGAUGGGAUUUUUUUUUUCAUACAGGGUGUAUAGCGCUGUAUGACCAGAGGGCUCCUCCGACACAGUAUAGAGCCUAUCAGUGUGUGUCAGACAUGCAGGUGCUGAUGUCAAACACACCCUGUCCUCCUGUGGGCCUUUUGGAAACAAAUAUGUCACUUUAUUUUGAACUCAGUGUCCUAAACUGCCUGUUGAGAAAUAUGUAUUAUCAUUCUGCAAAGAUUUAUCAAGCUACCAAACACAAAAUGAAAGAAUGAAGACUGAAUAAUGGAGCAAUCAUUUAAUGUCCUAGCCCUUGGUGUUGCCGGAAGGCCAAAAAUACAACAAAAAUGAAUGUCUAAUAGCCACAUCCUUCUUUGUACAGGAAAGACCCUGAGGUGAAGGUUGACAAUGAUACUUUAUUAAAAAAUAAGUCCUUGUGAAGUAUAUGUUUCAAGGGCUAAAUCAUUUUAAAAUUUUAACUACACAGUACAAGGUCAACAAUUAAUAUUCAAAUGAGGCAUUAUCAUAGGAGUUAUGAUAAAAACUGAUUAAUAUAUUGGAAAGAAGGGUGUGUGUGUUUCUGUGUGCGGGUGCCUCAGGUAAAAACACUAUUGUUAUUCAUGGAUUUAAGAAACUAAACUGGAACAUACAUUUUGCAUGAUGCAUAGACUAAAAUUUUAAUGGCUAUUUUGAGAGUUUUAAAAAUGAAUUUUGCGGAUUAACUUUUGUUAAAAAUUUAAAAAGGACAAUUUUUUCAGGUACCUCAAAUCCAGAAUAUUGGUUGCGUCAAAUAAUAAGACAGUCUUGUUUUAUGGUGGGGCUCCCGGUAAAGAACAGGUCGAAGCUGUAUUUCUGUCUGAAAACUACCAUUACAUCCAACAAUGUGCAGUUUCUAUGCAGAUGUGUAGCACUUUCUGGUUCCAUCUGUUAUCACCACCCUGCCAGCAAUCUGUAUGCUACUUCACCUCUUGAAAUGGAGACACUGACAGAACUUAAGGUUUUUUACACACAUGGCUGAAACUGAAGCAAGUCUAACCGUUCAUUUCAAAAUUGAAGAUCAGAUACAAACACCUUGGACAUAAACAUGUGGUCAGUCAUAGUUUAUCUAUUUUUUGUUUCUAUUCAUGCUGGUCUGUAUCUUUAUUGCAUAUGCUGAUCCUUUUGUGUGUUUUUAAUGAAGUCAGUACUCUGUAAUUUCUUUUUUUUAAAUUUUGGAAACCUAACCAAGGGCAGGGGUUAUAAAUAAGCCAUAUCUAGUCCAAUGGCAUCAACAGUACAGAGAAAUGCGAUGCUAGAACAGACAGAGGCCAUUGUAUUACAAAAAGUACAGAUCUGUGAAAGUGUCCGUUUUUUAUUAUUUGAUACACAACCCAUUAGACCUCUUGCUAAUAUGUUUGUCAGUUAUUUUGGUACCUGACAUAAUGGUUCAACCAUUAGAUAGUCCACUACGUCCAGAGCUGGAACAACAGUCCAAAUUAAUUAACUAAUCAAGCCCUAACUGUUGCUUGAUAGAAAUGUGCAUGAGAAUAAAGUCAGUAUGAAGCAGCUGAGGUCACCCAAAUUGAUUUUGUGUUGUUUCUGAGGAGGACAGAUGUGAAACCGUUGAAGGAUCUAGCUGUAUUUAGAAUUUGUAAGUGAAUCAGCAUUGUUGCCGAAGUUGCGCUUUCUCUGAGAUUGCAUGUUUGGUUAAAAAUAGUAAGAGCAUAUUUGAUAAAGAACAGGGAUUAAGCUGUGGCACUCAAUCUAUGAAAUGUAUUCAGCUUCAGAACUGGAAAGCAUGAGAAAAUGAAGGUACCUGCGUGGGCAAAAAUCAGAUGUGCUGUUUCUCCUGUGAGUCUGGACUCAAAUCAAACCGUGGUUUGAACUUUUCCCCUCUUUAUACCUUCAGUCACGGACCAAAUGUGAGCUUUUGGCCACACACAGUGUCACAAAGUUGGAGGGAAAAAUUGUCAGAGGAAUAUUUGCCUUGAAUACAUGUAUUUAGAAUCAAGAAGGCUGUUAAAAACACAUCAAGAUGAACUUUUAUACCUUACCCUUUUAAAUAUCCUAGCCAAUGGCCUGUAUGAUCAAAGUGUAAGACCUUUCGACGGUCGUCCAUUUGUACACUCUUUCUCUACUAAUACCUAUGUGUUAAAUUCCCACAAGCAUUGAACAAAAGUAUUCACAAACAUGAGCUCUUGAAAUAAUUAAGGUGACAUUUCAACCAAAUUAGUAUUCACAACAUAGUAUGGAAACUAUUAUUUAUGGUUUCAGUUAUUUUUUAUUGCAGGGAAAAGGUAAUUUAGAUGGCAUGCACAUAAAUCCAGAAGGGGGCUUUUGGUUCCUUACACUUUAUCCCAGAGAGAAAAAAAACAAGCUCCCACUAUAAGUUUUGUGAUUUAUAUUGUGUGUUUAUUUUAUUGCUGUUUUACUUUAGUACAGUGUUACAUUUGAGUGUCAUCUGCAUAUGUAGAUGUGGCACAAAAUCUUAUAGGGAUCUGUGUUCAAACUGUUGCAGUUUGAACACUUUGAAAUGCUUGUGGAGCCACUAAGACAAUGAUGGGACCUUAGUGUUUGGUGUACUAAGACUGGACUGUGGCACAGAACUAAGAAAAAGUCUAGUUUUUGUUUUGUUGACUUCAUACUUUAUCCAGUGUUGAUGUUUGCCAAAGAAAAAAGAUCUUUAAAAGCAAGCUGGAGGUUAUAAUUUAGCCUUAUUGCUACUUCCUAAAAAUAUAUUUACUAUUAUCAUUUUAAGAAAAUACUUUGAUGAGGAGUACUUUUUAGGGAAAUCAGGAUCAGGUGCUUUGUUAUGGUGGGAGGUGAGAGCUAGCAUGAGGAAGGUUGAUUUGAGGAUACCAGAGCUAUAUGCUGAGUUUCCCAGAGGUGCUGUGAGGCUACCUCAGAGAGGGGAGGUACCCACUUGAUGUGAAUAAUGUGUUGGCUCUUGCUGUCCAUCAAUCCCUAUCUCUCUUCAUGUCGGAGUGUUUGGAGACAUAAGAGGACAUGGGGUAGGUUAUGUAACCAAUCAGUAGGGCUUGCCUCAUUUAAACUCAGCAAGCUGGUAAUAUUAAAUUUCAUCGGACGAUUCAUUUCAAUUCUAUUACAUUAUGUACAUCUCUCCUUUUGUGUUUCAAUGAUUUGCAUAGGUUAAGUGCUUUUUCAUAGCAGGUUAAACCAUAAACAUCCUAUUUUGGUCUUACUGGAUUGAUUGAUUGUCCAUGAUUUUCAACAACAAUAUCAAUUUAGAGUUGUCAGACCGCCAUGCAGUUGUCUAUUUUGCCUCAGUCCAUGUUUAAAAUGCUCAGACUCCGAGGAGCUUGACAACUACAGUUUAACAUGGUACAACCUGCAUUUGUGGAUGGGACAACAAACUGUUGGAUUUUGGAAUGAUUUUGAGCCCAUACAGUGAUUUUCAGUGGACUUGCAACCUUUUUUAAAACGAGUAUUUAUUAUUCUCAUCAAACAAUUACAAUUUCCUGUUAACAUGUAUAUUGUCUUGGCACUAUUUUCAAUUAAACAUAGGCUUUAAAUGAUUUGCAAUUUUUUUAAAUGAAAUAAUAAGGACUUGUGAAGAAAUGUAUCUGACAUGGUUUAAUAGAUUUUACGUUUGACCUAUGUUACAUUUUGCUAAGAUUAGAGAAGGCAGGCUUCAUGACCUAUAGUACGAUCAGUCAGGAGGGGGAGCUUCAAGUGUUUUAGCUGCUCUUUAGGGGAGCUAAAAUGUUGUCCAUCUUUUUUUAUAGUGUACGUCAUAGGUAUUUUUGUGUUUACAGGUGUGUUAUGGUUGUCUGUGGUGUCAGAAGUGCUCUACAUUCUGCUGUUGGUGGUCGGCUUCAGUCUGAUGUGUCUCGAGCUUUUCCACUCCAGCAAUGUUAUAGAUGGUCUUAAACUGAACGCCUUCGCUGCUGUCUUCACCGUGCUGUCUGGUAAGUUGGGGUAAACCCAAACUACUUCUCUUAAUCAUUUUUAAAUACUUAUGCCUAUGUGGUAAAACAUCUAUUCACUCUGAUAACAAAUGGAACACUUCUUCUGCCGCACUGAAAAUAGGUUGAGUCUCAGAAGAAAGUCUGACUGUGUGUCCUGUCGUGUCAGGACUCUGACGCAGAUAUUUUGUUUCUAAAAUCUUUUAAUCUCUGUGGGAUCGGGUUUGAUAAAUAAAAUUUAUGAUUACACAUUCAGAAAUAGUCUCAGAAAAAACAUGGGGUGGAGAGAGACUGAUGCAGAUUUGUGAGAGGUUCUUUGGGGCCAAAGGUUAUCCCCUGGAAGCCUUCGUCAUGUAGGAUGCCAGGGAUUUUUCUCCCAACUCAUAUUAAACCUCUUACACAAGAGGCUGGCACUGUGUCACUUCUCACGCAGACACAUACACACAUACUCUGCACUUUGCUAGCCUCCUCAUCAAGCCUCUCUAAGGAUGUUCCAAUCAGACCAGUGGUUCUACUGUAGGCACAUUUUACUCACUGCAGCAAAAGUGAUUGUUUGAGUUCUUGACUGUGGUAGAAAGUGAGUAAGACUAUUAAUUUGAACACUUAACUUGGAAACAAUUAUAUUGUAUUUGUAUCAGAAUACAAUACUUUUUUCUACCACUCACUCCUGAAGCAGAUAUUUUACUGUGUACUAAAUUUCUGUUACAUAUUUUCAUGUUUUCAUUUUCUGCAUUUAUUGUCAUUUAACUAUUAGCUGAAAAGUUUGAAGACUGUCCAAACCUCAAACCUAUACUAAAUCCUAACUUUUAUUUCCAUCUUUAAAAAUAAAACUGAGUGCUUAGAGGAUCUGCAUUUUGUCCUGAGGGAGGGUUAUGUCCCCCAAUGUGACCUUGAAAAGACACUAUUUUGUCCUGUCAAUAUUCAUAAAAAAAGGUCAGCACGAACUUGCACUCACAGAAACACAAUUCCCAGAAAUCUGAAAUCGUCAAGGCUGUCAGGCUGGAGGAGAAAUGGGACUCUUUUAUGGUGAGCUGUAAAUCUGGAGCAGCUGAGUUUUAUUUGCAAGCACAGUGAGGCUGAUUAUAAGUGUGUGCACUUGCCACACACACACACACACACACACACACACACACACACACACACACACACACACACACACACACACACACACACAGUGAUGUCAGCUGUUGAUGGUGUUGUUUUGAUGUAUAGCCUCUACAUUGAUCUCUCAUUAACUCAUAAACAAUGUUGCCUUUUGAUUUACUGUACAUUUAUGAGUGAUUACAUUCCUAUCUCCAAUUGAUCAAAUCUCAUAACUGGAAAGUUAAAUUGAUUCAAACUGCAUAAUUAGUAAUUAUUAUAGUUACAUGUGCUCUGAUUUAUAACUGCUUUUAUGCUGAGCUGCAUCUUGUAAUUGAUUUGAUUUACAUUUGUUUUGCUACUGGUAAUUACAGCAGAUCAUCUUGUGCUGAGUUCACAUGUAGGAAAAUAGCUGGCAGAUAAUACUUUGCUAUUUUAGUGCCUAUUGUGCAAAAAAAAUGACUGAAUUGACAGUCGAGGUGGUUCUAAUUAACGUAUCCCUUGUCUUAUAUUCCUAUCUUACAUGUGCCAAUGUACACAUACUUCUUUCGCAUUGCCAUUUUGUUUGUUCACGUUUGUUGCUGGGCAGAACGCUCUGUACUCUAACUAGUCAACGUCACUAACAUGUUAGAACAUACGAAACAUGUUGGACUCUCUGUCAAGAGGACAUGAGGCACCCCUUUUGUGCUCUUGAUUGUAGUUAUUCUGUAAAAUAAUUGUUUUUCAGGGUCCCAGACCUUUACCUUUGCCAUAUUGGGGUUUCGAGGCACUUGAAAUGUGUUGUCUGACCUUGGCACUAUGCAGCCCGCAUUUCUCUACUCUGAUCAUUCAUUCAGCUGUUUUCAUUUACUCUUGUAACAUUUAGGUCAAGCAAGAGUUCCCGUUUAACCCUUUAAAAUUUAAGUACAAUUGAUAGUUAUACAAACAAAAAAAAACUUAAAAGGGAAAAGAAAGGUAUCACAAAUAUGAGUUUUUGUGGAAAUCUUCUUAUUAAAAUGUCAGUUUAAACUAGGCUUCUUACAAAUUUGAAAAAAUGAACCUACCAGCUUGGAUCUUAUUGCACUGGGGUUCUGAUGUAAGGUGAAAUUAUCAUUGCCCAUUAAAAAUUUCUUAUUCAUUUUUUUAUAUUAGUUUGGGAUUUUUUUAAAGAUAAUUUUUCGGAAUACUUUAAUUAUUACUUUUGAAAAUGAGUCUUGGCAUGGCUGCUUAGAUGGAAAAAUGACUUUUCUUUUUUAAGGUUUCAUCAUCAUUUUUGUGAAGCUUGUUUUACAGAGAAACUUAUUUUUGAAAAGAUGUACAUUAAGAAGCUCCAAAUGAAAGAAAUAAAAAAAGCUACAUAAAUAGGAAUGGUUUAAACGGUUGUACUGUUGUAUGUAAAGAUACUCUUAUAGAGAUAAAAAUCUACUGAAAAUUUGUCUUCAAUUACUUAAAUCUAACAUUUUAUUCUAUAUCUGUAUUUUUAAUAGAGGUCCCUGCUAUGUUACAUACAGUGAUGGUUCUCAGUUGGCAACAUAAGUAUGUAUGUGUGUUUCAGGUCUUCUAGGUAUGGUGGCCCACAUGAUGUACACACAGGUGUUCCAGAUUACAGUCAGUCUUGGACCUGAAGACUGGAGACCUCACAGCUGGGACUAUGGCUGGUCCUUCUGGUUAGUCCCCCCUCCCCUCCCCAACACACACACACACACACACACACACACACACACACACACACACACACACACACACACACACACACACACACACACACACACACACACACGAAGAGGCUAAUAAUUUUCAUUGGCCCUGCAUCAUUAAAUGCCAGAAGAAAAAUAUUCACUGUCUUUCUUAUAAAUGGGUUUCUAGGUUAUUUUUUGUGGAGGUGUCUAUUCACUUCACAGACAAUGAUGAGGUACACGGGGAGCGACAGGGCUGUUGUUUCUGAGAUAAUUAGCCAGACAAGACGCACCUUGACCUUUUCUGCUCUGUGCUCGAAGGUGAAGUCGCACUGCUGCAGCUGCUGUCUGAGUUCAUGUGGCUCAUUUGUGGAUCAAGGACAGUGAAUCUUAGAAGAAAAAAAAUGGUGUCUAGACAAGUUAAUAAAUCACACGUCAGCGGCAGGUAUUUGACUGGCUGUUGUAGGUUUCUGGCCAAAUCACAUUAUUUUGUUCUGCAGAUGGCAUUAAUUCAGAUGUUUAACACUGAUGUUUAUGCCUCUGUUGUCUCAGGACACUAACAGACUGGUUGUCACAAAGUUGAGGUUCAAAGUUAAGUUCCUCCUUGGUUCAGACGGCAAACUGUUAAUGAAGAUCAUGUGAUUCAGCUGCAUUAGAGUGUUUUUAACUGCUAUCUAAUGAUGCGUUUACACCAAGCGCGAAUAAAAUCAUCUACUCACUUAAUUCACAUGUAUCUGGAUGCAAGAAUGUUGUGUAUUUACUCAAAUUACUCGCUAAAUUUGCAUAUUUGUAUUGCAUCUGUAGAGUGCCCAAACACAUGCACAAUUGCAAAAGAGGAGACGGAAAGAGGAGGGGUUCCUGCAUGUUAGGUCAGUCUGUUUACAUCAAACAUAGCAGAGGUCGACCACAUCGUGAUCGACACAAGACAUUCACCUGUGAACAAGUCUGCUGUAAUCUAAAAAAAGCUAAUUUUGAUUCACUGUUUGAGCUUUGGCAAUGUUAAAUAUGCAAGACGGUCUUCAGUUUACUCAUAUUUGUGAUAUCUGUGCACUGUCUGCUUUUGCAGCUUGUACAUUAGACAGUACAAACAACUAACAUGGGGCAUGUGUUGAGGGACUAUAUCUGCAGUUUUUGAAGCCAAUACAGCACAGCAUAACAGGGUUUGUAAAUGCAAGUACAGAAUGAGAGGAGAAAAGCCAAAGAACACCUAAAAAAUAAACACUCUACACCCAUUUCUAUUUGAAAGCAGCAAGAGUCAGCUCUUCUCAGUCUUUCUAAAAGGAGAUUUUAUUCAUCAGUCAUUCAAGGCCCCUCAUUUUAAAAAGACACAUUCAGGAUUGUUAAUGUGGAAUAAAAUUGCCAGGAAUAUUUAACCUCUACCUAAGUGUAGGGCCAGAGAUCUCCUUAAGGGUGCAUAAAAAGUGUUAAUGCGGUCUGUUCCUGAGGGCCAUGAAUGAGCAAUGUGCCCACCCAUGUGUGCGAUUUAAAACUCUCCAGAAACCGAGUCCAGCAAAAUUAAAGCACUGUGAGAAAUGGUUUUAAAAGUUUAAAGCCAAGCCAGGUCACACAAACUAGGCUUUCCUUCCCCAUACCACUAUGCUGGUUUAGUUCUCCAACGUAGCAUCUCCAUAAUCCACACUGAAUUUACAACCUCUGCCUUCUCUUACCUUUGGGUUACAAUGAUCUUACUCUCCAAAGCUUUUAGAGCAUGCUUUCAUUUUACAGAAAUCACUUCCAACGCUUAUCACUGAGUAAACACAGAAAUUACACCAUCUGAGCCUGUGAACUUAACAGCACAGAGAGCUACCUCAGGGGGAAAACUCCUGUGAACCCAACAGCUGCUUCUUCAUCUGAAAUGGUUUGUUUACACGCAAGAGGCCAGGGGUAACCGAUGAUUGGGCUUGUGUAUAUGCUAAAAGACAAAAAUAUGCUUAGAUAGUUGUUUAUUAUUUCUGUUGAAAGUAAGAACUGCCAAUAGUUGAUUUACAUCCAAUUAAGUAACAUCAAAUUAGUUUGAAUCCCUGUUUGAUGAGAUAAAUACUGAUUGACUGGAUCAGUCUUUUUGUUUCUGUUUUUGUCUCUGUCUUAAGGUAAAUUUUCUCUGCUUGUCUAUUUAUCACUGUUUGACAUUAUCCUUGCACUGCAGUUUGACUUCGCUCAAAGGGACUGUUAGCUUCCCUAUUAACAACCUAAUAUCACACCUAUUCCCUAAAGAGCAGAGACUCUCUCUCAAUUAACAGCACAUCAGUUAUGUGCUCGCAACAUUAGCUGGUAGAAAGCCCGAGGCUGCAGACUUCAGAGUACACAAUGAAUCACCACAGAUGUUUCUCAGAGUGGUUUUAGUUCAAUAACCACCUCAUUUCUCCAUCUGUACGGUCAUACCUCCUUCUCAGAGUGGUGUUUCCAACACCCCAAGAAAAAUACGAGAUUCGGCUGUUCACAUGUCUUUUGGUCAACAGUAAGACACCCUCACAACUACCACACAUAAACAUGACCUGCGAUGGACCUUUGUUAUGAUGACUAGUGAAACACAGAGUAAACUGUUAGUGCCCUGUCAUUCUGACCCCAUCAUACAGAUGUUGUAAAUGAAUGCUAGGUUCCACUAGAGUGAGUGUAAAGCUCGUUUUCAUCUUCAUUCCCACAGCAUUUUUUAUCCCUCUCUUUUUUUAUCAGUAUGGCCUGGGGUUCCUUCACCUGCUGUAUGGCUGCCUCUGUCACCACCCUCAACUCCUACACCAAGACGGUGAUCGAGUUCAGACACAAGCGAAAGCUGUUUGAGCAAGGCCUACGUGAGGAGCAGAACUACCUGGACCAGGAGGCCUUCCACUAUUUUCGGGACCGCUCCCUCCAGUCUAUCUCCAGCACCGUGGAGGUCUACCCCGGCCAUGGAGGAAGCAGAGGUGGACUUGUUGUCGGAGGCCCAGGUCCAGGUCCAGGAACAGGUCCUGGCCCAGGUCCAGGACGGGGCAAGAGAUCCACGUCAGCCUCCAUAGACCUGGGGGAGAACACAGACUCAUUAGGGGAGGAGCAGUGCUGAGGUUUUAAGGAGGAGGGGAGGGUCAUGUUUCAAGGGGAUGUGGUCACAGGAGGCAAGAUGAGGUGAACUGCUCCUUUAGGUCUGAACUGGUUCUAGUACCAAAAACCUGAAAGCACAGCAGACCUUACUUUGUGUUUGAUUUGUAACUUGGGAAGAAGAGACACAGGAGUAUUUGUGGAAUAACUCGGUUUAAGUGUGAAAACCAAACUGAGACUUUUGACUCAUGGACCUUGGAUAUAGGAUUUUUCUUGGAUGGAAAAGAGAUGUUUCCCAGAAUAAUUUGAGGUGCUAUGUGUAGUAUUUUAAUAUCUUCAUAACCAAUUUUAUUACACUGUAGUGGGCCUGUGUGUAGACAGCUGUACAGCACCCUCUUUGGCCAGAAGUUGCAACGACAAUUGACGGCAAAUGCUCUCUAGAUUUUUCAGCAGUAUUUGUGGAUUCAAACCAAUAAUUAAGCAAAUUCAGAGUUGUGCUUCUCGCAUAGAUUUGUUUACAAAAAAUCAGAAAUAUUUAUUCGUGUUGAAACACAACUGACCAUUACCCAUUUUCUCGAUGACUAUACCUUUCUAGGAAGAGACGCAAAUUCAAAUUCAAUCACUGGUAAAAGGAAUGGGCCUAUGAAGAGUUCAGAGACACUCCAACAUAAGAUGCUCUAUGGUGGAUUUAAUGUCCGAAUCCAUUAUUUUUAUCUUGCUCUUAUUAGGUUCUCUAGAGCAAAUAGACUGAUUCAGAGAUGGAGAGGCAGAAGAGCCUGGUAUGCCUCAGGACAGAAAAAUUUCACACACAAAAUACUACACAUAGCACUCUAAAGGUGGUCAUGCGCAGUCCAUGCCCUAUUUAUGACGCUGAAUGUGAACUCUAGUAAUAAGAGUAUUAUUAAAACUACAUCUGAUUAUUUAUCAGCUAUAUUGAGCCUGUUACUGAAGGUUAGGUAUUAAAAUGUGUGAACGCCUUCUUCACCGUUAGCAACUUGAGAUGAUUCUUUCAUUUCAUUAAAGCUUUACAAUGAAUUUGUGCAAGAGUGAAAGCCUGCAGAUCUUUAUUAAUUAAACAAAAUCAGAAAUAUACUGCAAUCUGUGUACAUUAGAUUGGCAUCAGUUAACAGGGAAUCAGAUAAAACUUGUACUCAGUCAAUAUGUUGGUGCUUCCCUGCCUAUGUAUCAAAAAGAGUUAAAGCAUAUAAAGCAUCUUCUACGUUCAUAUUUUCUCUCAAAGCUAGCAAGGACCACUCUUCUGACAUGCAGUGGUUUGACAGUUUUAAAAGGGUUCAGGGGAGUAUUUUCACUGAGCACUUGGAGAAUAAAUUACUGUCACGCAAGUCAAACUCUUCAGGCUUUCACUCUUGAACUUCAUUCCUCUUCACACAACGUAUUUCCUGUUGAGUUUUGUUUGUUGGCAGGGCUGCGGGUUAUACACUUCUCACCAAAUGAUUUACUGUACCAUCUGACAGCCCCAUCACCCGAGGGUCAAAGAUCAGCCCUCUCACAAAGUUAAUGUGCUACACUGGCAGGGUCCUUAGGGGGGAAGCUGUUGAACCUCCAGCUGCUGCAGGGAAAUGUUGACCUCUAACCUCUGUGAAAAUUAGCUGCAUGAAUGUUCCCUGUGAGGGUCCCAAGGGGAUAUAAACGGCACCUUGGAAAUAAAUCCCUACAGUUAACUGAGGGCUCCAUUCCUAAAAGAAUAAGCUGAAAAAGAAUGGCUAACAUCCAUAGGUGGAAGCUGUAAAGAAUCUGUAUCAUCCUGUCUUUUCAGAUAUGAAAAGAAUAUUUAAUUUAUAAAAAAAUUGACUCUCUUGGUUUGUUAAAAUGGAAUGAGUCACCUUAUGUGAAACAGAUUUGUGGUCUGUUGAUGUUUUGUCCAAGCAAAAGAGAGCGAGGGUAUCAGAGGAUGCUUUUUACAACUUUGGAAAUGUUAGCCAAGAGCCAAGUGCACCUGUCAACAUUCAUCUGGGUGUAAGGAUCCAGUUAAAAAAGUUACACAUAAAUCUAAGAUAUUACAAGCAGAAUAAAAGUAACAGUCACAAAACUUGAGAGAAAAACAAGGUGGCAGCGAGUCUUGUUUACGGGAUGAUUAAUGGCGAAGCAUUAGGACUUAAAGAGAGUCAUUCACAAACAGACCAACCCUCUGGAAAUCUGCCCAGACAGUUAGCUGAUAAAAAGAUUUCGUUUUACAGGCAGAAUCAUUUUACGGAUUGAACAACUCUUCCCUCAACUGCAGCAUCAGAUAUAAACAACACUUCUCCCCGUACUCAUGGGUGCUGAUGACUCUUUCUAAACACCUUGGGACAAAUACUAAAAGGUCUGUGAGAGAAGUGACGACUUCAGCCGGCUUGGUAUAAAUUUGACUCAAGACAUCAGUCAUAACUCUGUCAGGUGCAAGAGAAGACUUACUUUGUUUAAACUCAGCACUCUACUCUUUGAGCUUCUCAUUACACACAAUGUUGGCCAUACGCAGAAGAUACCUGAGUCCCUCGUGUCUGAUAACCUAGUUUGUCUGACACGUGCUCUGCUGCCGGCACUAGAUGAGAGAGUGAGAGGUCAUUCACUAUGUCUUAAGGUGUCUUUGCAUAAAGCUGGAAACACUAGAUCAAAAUUUUACUUCUGCAGCAAAAUUUUUUCAGUAUAUAAUAAAUAAGCUUGUAUUUUAAGAUUACUACUGGAAAGAAAAAGAACAAUUUUAACAGCUGGGCUGAUAUUGAAAAAUGACUCCCCCUCUUCCUCCCCACUGCUCUUGGGCUCCCAUAGCUUACACCCACCACUUCAUUUACUAACAUAGUUGCCAGUAUUUAUGAUGAGUUUGUUCCCAAAAAAGGAAACAUCUUGUCACUGGAUUGGGAUUGGUUUGGUUUAGCAGCGUUAGACCCAAAAUAAACCACAGCCUGCUGCAGAAUUUGCUCAAAAGAAGUUGCAUUUUGAGGAAGCAGCUAAACCAAUUCAGGUCAACAUCUUCAUCAGAGGCAGGAACUUGAGCGGAGGAAAUGUAUCUCACAUUAAGAGAUGCACAAGGUUGCAACAGUCCACAAACAAUACAAUUAAGCCAAUAUUAGCCGAACCAUUUUGCCAUUGCAAAACAUUACAAGUAAUGGACACUGUGGAAAUCUAUAACUGAUACUGUGACAUUGCAUAUCACCAAAGAUAUAGUGCGCAUACAGUGGAGUACAAGGGGUUUAUCCACCCAGCCACAGGUAUCUGGGUCAACUGGGUUCUGUGAAGUAUCUGCAUCCCAAUUAAUUUUUCUCUCAGUGACCAAAAAUUAGCUUUUACACAGUUGAAUUGGUUUUAUACAUUCAAUUUAACAAUUAUAAUGUUGGGUGAAAAUAAAGUGGACAGAUUUUUACUGAAAAAAAAAAAGUUGAAAAAAAACAUCCUUACACUUUCAUUGGUUGAUCUGGAACUUAGAAAAAAGAGCUCGAAUAAAAGACCAGUAAAAGAGAAGUGAAAAGAAGGUGGAAAUUGUGAGAAGUUUGGAGUCAUUAAGUUUCUGUGAGAGGACCAAACUUGGCUCAAAUAAUCUGAAGAGUUUCCAGACUUCUUCAGUGAAAGUCAUUUAAAUGUAACGCACAAAUUGCUUUUAUUGCAGCAAUCAACUUUACUUGAGUUUUUUUCAGCUGGCUGGAAAUGAACUAACAGGAUGUUGAACAAUCUAAGUGAAGACAAGAGAUAAAAAGGAAUUAUGUUUCAAACUUCAUUAAAAGUAUGUUAGUUGUUCUAUCACUUCGGUUUUUGCUCAUAUCAGCUGUAUUUAUUUGAUUUAUUUUCAUACACAGAAAUGCUGAAAAAAGUUAACUAUUUCACUAACAGAUGAAUCAUGUUUGGGAUUUUUGUGGUAUUUAGGAUCAGGUAUUUGUAGAUAAAUAUUGUAAACUGGACAGAAAUCCCAGUUCCUGCUGAUACUGAAGUCUUUGCACUUUCUUCAAGAUGCUUUCAGUGUACGCCUCAGACUGGGAAUAUUCUGUGUGUGUUAUGUAAGACAUGGCAGAUUGUAAACAGCAGGGAUUAAAUUGGCUGAGAGUUUCGGGAGGUUUUGGGGUUAGACAUAAUCCAAACACAAAUCUUCGUGUUGCCUGUCUGUAAACUGGUGGUCAGUGGCGGGUUGUGAAUCUUCUGUACACAGAUGUAAACAUGCUGGUGACUAAUGAAAAAUGCUG